This is a messenger RNA of Candidula unifasciata, 1362 nucleotides long. NCBI's taxonomy places the organism in Eukaryota, Metazoa, Mollusca, Gastropoda, Stylommatophora, Geomitridae. The record is from the annotation of a GenBank genome assembly.
AUGUUUGACGAGAAGAUCGGAGCUCAUGUGGCUUUCGGAAACUGGCAACUCAGAUACGGACGACUGAUUGGGGUUUUCCUGUUUCGAAAGCCAGUGUUGAUUGUCAGCAGCCCUGAAGCUCUGAAGCAGAUCUUUGUCAAAGAUUUCGCCAGUUUUUCAGACAGGUACUUCGUUGGCGAAGGCAAGCUCCAGCAACAGCUCAUUCAGAAAACUAUAUUUUUCGCCGAAGGGCCGGUUUGGCGACGGCUGCGGAAGAUGAUUACUCCAACUUUCAGUAGCGGAAAACUCCGACAGCUGACACAGUACAUCAACAAGAAAGCUGCACUGCUCGAGCACUAUCUACACUCACAUGCUGUAAGCGAAACGUCCACAGAAGCAAAGCUGGUCUUUGGUGCACACACACUCGACAUCAUUGCCGGUACCACAUUUGGCAUAGACCUUGAUUCCCUCAGUGAUCUCAACGCACCUUUUAUACAACACGCCAAGAGUCUAAUGACAGUCGAUAGACUGAUCCAGCUGAAGCUAGCCCUAGCUGGCAUCUUUCCAGUGCUGAUUCCCUUUCUUAGGUUGUUCAAUAUCGGUUACUUCAAACAAGCGGACAUUCAGUUUUUUGAAGACACACUGAAAACCAUAAUUUUAGAACGAACGGUGACCUCAAAAGGUAAGUCUGACUUUAUACAGAUGCUCUUGGAGGCGGAGUUUGAGCCAACGGAAGGAAUCCACGGUGACACCAAACUUACUACGGAGGAGCUGGUCGCGCAAGGACUGUUCUUUCUAAUUGCUGCGUACGACGCAGGUUCAAAUGUCUUACAGUUUCUGUUCUAUGAACUGGCCAAACACCAAGAUGUGCAGGAUAAGGUUGUCAAAGAGAUACAGACUGUCAUUGGACAGACUACAGAACCCACGUAUGAUAACUGUAAGCGCUUACGAUACACAGAAGCCGUCAUCGAGGAAGUGCUAAGGAUGUACCCACCAGUGCACAUCCUGACCAGAACGACAACACAGGAAACUGUCUUGAAUGGAAUCCGCGUACCUGCGAAUAUAGGCAUCAUAAUUCCUGUAUACAAUAUUGGACGCGACCCGGAGUUCUUCCCCAACCCCGACAAGUUUAACCCAGACCGGUUUAUGCAGGAGCAUAGAGGUAACAUGAAUCCAGCGACGUUCUUGCCGUUUGGGUUCGGUCCUCGCCAGUGCAUCGCUGUGAGAUUGGUCAUCAUGCAGUUUAAAAUCGCUCUCGUGCACGUCAUGAGGAAACUACGAGCCGUGAGUGCCACACCAGAAGUGAUGGAGGUGGCUGACCACAAUGGAACAAUUGUGCCAAAGAUACCCAUUCGAAUAUCGUUUGAGGUGAGGGCUUCUUGA